AUCAAUCUAAUUUCUAGGGGCGUUUUUUAAUAGGAAUACAGGUGGGUAAGAAAUAAUACCAGUUUGUCGGUGUUUAGUUGGACUUGAAGUGGACCCAGUUUGGAUUGGAGAUGAGUUUUGAGUGGCCUUGGCAGUACAAUUUCCCCCCGUUUUUCACACUGCAGCCCAAUGCUGAAACCAGGCAGAAGCAGCUUGCGGCCUGGUGCUCGCUGGUGCUCUCAUACUGCCGCCAUCGGAAGCUCUACACUGUGGACGUGCUGGAGGUGCAGGAGAGCCCCAUGUUCAACAACAAGAAGAUCGAAAGAAAACUUUCCGUCGAGGCCAUACAAGUCGUUUUUGAGGAACUGAGGAAAAAAGGGAACCUGGAAUGGAUGGACAAAAACAAAGCACGCAGUUUAAUCAUGUGGCGAAGACCUGAGGAAUGGGGGAAGCUGAUUUAUCAAUGGGUGUCUAAAAAUGGCAUGGUCAACUCCGUGUUUACACUUUAUGAGCUUUCUAAUGGCGAUGACACAGAAACUGAAGAGUUCCACGGACUGGAGGAGUGCAUGCUGCUGCGUGCAUUACAGGCCCUGCAGACUGAAGGCAAAGCAGAGGUCAUCACGAUGGAUGAUGGGAAAGGAGUCAAAUUCUUCUGAUUUACCAAAUCACAUUUUUUCCGGACAGUGUUCAGAUGUUUUAAGCCCUGUCUGAACUUUUUUGAUCUACUGGGCUAGGCGCUCUGGUGGAAGGGCUUUAGGGUUUGGAUUUCCUGACACAGAUUAAGUAGGAUUUUCAAAUGCAGAAUCCUUAAAAAAAACAGAAAAAAAAAAAAGUCUUAAGGUGUGACUGAAAAAAGCAGCCCAAAAGCAUCAUAGCACUCCAUUACUUAACUGUUGCAUUGAAAGUCAUAACUGUGUAGAUAAACUUAAGUACAUUCAUAAUUAUUUUGCUGGACCCAUUCUGAAUUGGUGAUUGUUACAUCUGACAAAGUAGAGAUGACUUGCAUGCCUUCAGUGAGUUUGAUGUAGGAUUUCUCUGCCAAUGCGCAUGUAUGUAUGUAUGUAUGUAUGUAUGUAUGUAUGUGCAUUGGGAGAGGAAUUCAAGUAGAAUGAGAGCCUGCCAGAAUUUACAGCACAAAAUAAUUACACUAUUCAAAAUACACACAAAAAAAAAUUAUAUAUAUAUAUAUAUAUAUAUAUAUAUAUAUAUAUAUAUAUAUAUAUAUAUAUAUAUAUAUAUAUAUAUAUAUAUAUAUAUAUAAUUAUACAUACUUAUUUUUUGCUGUAAAUUCUGGCAGAUUCUCAUCUUACUUGAAUAUCUCGUGUGUGAUAUCACAAAACCUGAAAUUCUAACCGGGAGUCAACCUGAUGCUUCCCUUCCAAGGCACAUGAGGAUACCAAUUGACCGUAUGCCACUUCUGGCAGUCUGGUUGCUGAAACUUUCCAGUAGCACUAUUCUUCUUGUUUGUGUCUCCAGCCACCUUUUAUACCAUGAUUAUACUGUACAAAUAAAUAAGAGGGGUUUUCUUUU
Messenger RNA from Silurus meridionalis, 1509 nucleotides. RefSeq names its product vacuolar protein sorting 25 homolog (gene vps25). Gene Ontology annotation, molecular function: protein homodimerization activity; structural molecule activity. Gene Ontology annotation, cellular component: ESCRT II complex. Lineage: Eukaryota; Metazoa; Chordata; Actinopteri; Siluriformes; Siluridae. Gene Ontology annotation, biological process: protein transport to vacuole involved in ubiquitin-dependent protein catabolic process via the multivesicular body sorting pathway. The record is from RefSeq and is a predicted model, not a curated record. Bases 111 to 635 code for a protein of 174 amino acids. The transcript is spliced from 6 exons.